CCAACAAAACUACAAACGCUGAGAACCAACGGGCUAGCAAAGUCGCUGUUCCACUGUUCCAAUUUCUAGGAUUGCCAAGGGCACACGUUUGCAAGAUCUGAAGAGGAAAUUACAAGAUGAUGAACAGGAACGCAGAAAAUUAGGCGAAGGUUCUCACUUUAAGCACUGGACAACCUCGGCUGCAUCAUGCUGAAGAUCUAUAGGUCCCUCAUUGCAAACACCACGGACAUUAUCUACUUGGGGCUCCUGCUGGCCUCAAUCGUCGUGGGGAAUUUUGUCCUCAAGAUUGACGGGGUACAGAGGCGGAAAACGUUCUGCACCCUCUUUGGCGCGCUCCUCGUGGUUCUGGUGUCCGGACAACAUGCGGUUCACUCCAUGCUGGUCACCAUGGUCAAUGCCUUCAUCAUCGUCGUGUGCCCUUGCAAGCACCGUGCCAAAGUCAGCUUUGUGUUCUGCUUUGGGUACCUGGUGUACUUCAAGUACCUCAAGAUGUUCAGCCCUAUGCCCCCACCAGAAAUCACCAACUGCAUCCAGAUGAUGCUCACCCUCAAGAUGGCGGGGCUGGCCAUGGAGCUGCAGAUAAUCCGGGAGGAGCACUCUCCAAAGCCGUCGGAGGAGCAGGCUUACGAAGAGGGAGACAUGGACCUCGGCUUCUGGGACGUCUUUCACUACGCCUUCUGCUACGUUGGCGUGCUAGUGGGACCCUAUUAUCGCUACCGCACCUACCGUGACUUCUUCAACGCCCCUUUCCUCCAAAUGGUUGAUCGCAAGUCCAAGUGUCUGCAGCGCUUCAAAGUCUUGCCCAUCUAUGCCCUCAUGUGGAUUGCACUCAACCGCCUUUUUCCUACCGACCACGUGGACACCGAGGAAUUCUACGGCCACGGCCUGGCCUACAAGCUGCUCUACCUGUCGCCCGUGUUCCUCAUCUUCCGGCUCCGCCUGUACAUGGGCUUUGUCCUCGGAGAGUGUGUCUGCAUCGCGGCCGGCCUCGGCUGCUACCCGGCCAGGUCCACACCCGUGCCCGGCGCCGGGCCAACCAAUGUCCCCGGACUGCUCCACGUAUGGCAGGGCAAGAGCGGGCCCUGGGCGGAGGAGGAGUUCAGCUACGAGGCGGUGCACAACGUGCAGGAGGCCCAGGCAGAGCUGAGCGUGAGCAUGCGCCAGGGCAUCCGCAGCUGGAACCGGACCGUCCAGUACUGGCUCGCCGUAUACUUCUACAAGCGGCUACCCCUGCCAAAGCCCCUCAGGACCCUGCUCACCAUGAGCCUGAGCGCCGUCUGGCACGGACUUCAGCCCGGCUACUUCCUGUGCCUGGUCACGUCGACCGCCUUCCUCUUCGCCGAAGAGCAGCUGGAUGUCGUGUGGCGGUCGCUAAAAGACGCCCGCCUCCGCCUGGCCUUCCAGUUCUUCCAGUGGUUCCUCAAGAUGCAGUCGUUCACCUACAUGCUCGCCGCAUUCCUCCUGCUCGACCUGAGCCGAGUCUACCGCUACUACCGGGAGGUCUACUUCCUGGGGCACGUUUACGUCGCCUGCCUCCUCCUUUGGAGGGUGGCGAGCGGCAGACGACGGAACGCGGAACAGCGGCAGCAGAAGAAAGACUAGGCUGCGUCGUUCCUCUUCUCUUCCAGAGUGAUUGCAGUGUAGGGCCGACGGUGUAUUAAGGUUGGUUCGCACAUCUGCUUUAGAGUUCGAUCGACCCCAUUGCAACCACUCGCUUACGAAUGCCGGAGAACACUGGCGCCAUCUGUCAAGUAGCUCUGGAACACUUCAUAUCUGCGUGUAACUAGACUGAAGGAUUUUUAGAAUUUGCAAGACCAAACCUACGCAAAAUAACUGAGAGAUGGUCGGCCAUAAAAUUGUCAAAUAUUUCAAGCCCAUGGCGAGAGAACGAUUUAUUAAAUAUGCGUAUGUGGGAAAUAUUCCGGGAUCGUCCAGUAGGGGGUGUAACUGCGUUUUCUCGUCGUAAACGGUCGCAAUGCAGUCAAUCACUCAAACGCAAAUAUGGGAACCAGCCUCCAUCCACUGGCCGAGACACCUUGGAGCAAGCUCAUCGGAAGCAGACAAUGUGAGCUGUCUGCUGCUGUGAAAACUGGUCAGAGAAAAGCAAAAGAGAGUUUUAGGUUUGCACGUCGAGAAGAGUGAGAGGUACAGGAAAUAGUGCGUCGUCUGUUGCACCGCCGUUUGUGAAACAGACUUUCCAGAAGCAGACGACGCGGUUUGUGAGUGGGUAGGAACUGCUUCAUGUUUGGAUUUCGAGAAGGACUGUCGGUAGGCUUUGUCAGGUUGAUGCCCGGGCACUUGUUCCAGUUAACUUUGAAAAGAUAUACAGCAAAGAUAGCCCAGAAAUUAGCAGUUGCAGUGAAAGUGACAGACAGAUUCCGUACAGCCCUAGUUCACUUCUGGGGAUGACGUCUGCCGAUUCCUGCUAUAAAAAAGGGUUUUGCGUUGUUUUAAAGAUUUAACCUGAAAUUACCCAAAUCAUUCGGACCAGUAUCAUGUCAUCGUGACAAAGGCACUUUUCCACGCAAAAACUAUGGGUGUUAGCACUACAGAUACUAAUUUCACCUGCUAUUGGAGAUCGCAGACAAAGUGUGCUUACGACUGACUGGUUUACAGUCUAUGGGUUCACGAUAAAGUGCUGAAAAAGUCGACGGAUGCAGAGAGGAACUAAAGAAAGCGGUCCAAAGAUCUGUUUGUGUCCGUUACAAUAAUACUCCUAACACAUCUAGUCAUCUAGCUGUCUUUCCAUCUCAUUAGGACACGAAAUAGACGGGCUACUGAUGGUGUUCUAUUUUCUUCCAGACACACACCCAAAUAAAUUGCUCUUUUUAUUGCAUCAAAAGGGUGUCGCAAGACCUCCUCUAUCUUCCUCUUUACACUGUCUAAGAGCAGCAUUUGUGCCAGCACAAAUGCAAACGCCACUCUUGCACCACGAUUUCCAAAUGUCGCAAAAAGCGUGGAGCCUAGUCAUUUUCGUCCGGCGUCAACGUUUACGCCGAACAUCCUCGAGCUAAUAAACUCUCUUCUUGACCAACAAA
This is a messenger RNA of Ixodes scapularis (black-legged tick), 3038 nucleotides long. RefSeq names its product lysophospholipid acyltransferase 7 (gene frj). Gene Ontology annotation, cellular component: membrane; mitochondria-associated endoplasmic reticulum membrane contact site. The transcript is spliced from 8 exons. Gene Ontology annotation, biological process: lipid modification; phosphatidylinositol biosynthetic process. The coding region runs from base 187 to 1602 and encodes 471 amino acids. NCBI's taxonomy places the organism in Eukaryota, Metazoa, Arthropoda, Arachnida, Ixodida, Ixodidae. Gene Ontology annotation, molecular function: lysophospholipid acyltransferase activity. The record is from RefSeq and is a predicted model, not a curated record.